Xenopus laevis (African clawed frog) is the source of this 1691-nucleotide messenger RNA. RefSeq names its product biphenyl hydrolase-like (serine hydrolase) L homeolog (gene bphl.L). The record is from RefSeq and is a predicted model, not a curated record. Lineage: Eukaryota; Metazoa; Chordata; Amphibia; Anura; Pipidae. The coding region runs from base 284 to 1348 and encodes 354 amino acids. The transcript has 8 exons. Gene Ontology annotation, molecular function: serine hydrolase activity.
AACCUUGGCCUUCCACCUAUUGACAUCCAGGAUUGGAUCCGGUUCGUAUGCCCUGAUGAGCCCUCCGCUGAUGCUCCCACUGUCUCAACCGAACCUCCCAUCGGAGGCAAAGUCCUGGACCCACAGAUUCCGGCCACCCCAGAUUUGACCUGAAGGAUCGUGACUCAUCUUUACAGUUUUUUUUGCCACUUUGUAUUGUGGGGCUAGCGCUCCCUCUGCAUUUUCUGCCUCCUCACAUCGGCUUUGGCUAAUCUAGGCUCCGCACUUAGGCACCGAUAUUGAGAUGCAACGUUAUUGUAAACUCAACUUCCGUCUGUCGCCAACACCGCCUAACAAAUUGCAGCAAAAUGAAAAGAAUUGCGGUUCCGGAAAUGAACAGCAGAGAGCAGUGUUUAUACGCAGCAUAUGUAUGUUGGAUGUACGGAAAGCAGGCUGGUACAUUUUCUUCAUAACGCACAUUGGCCAGAAGCAAAGUGACAGGAAUAUGGCGCUGUCCCGUAAAUCUCCACUGCUGCGCUCAGCCGUUCAGUUUCUGCGCGGUGUUUUUCUUCGACAAGGCGCUACUUCUUACUGUACUGCCACCAUUUCUGAAAGAGUGAAUGUAAAUGGCAUUAAUCUGCAUUAUCAGCGCACAGGAUGGGGAGAUCAUGCCGUUCUGCUGCUUCCUGGUGUUCUAGGAAGUGGUCAGACAGACUUUGGCCCUCAGCUCAAAUCUCUGGAUAAAGAAGCAUUUACAAUCAUUGCGUGGGAUCCUCGGGGAUAUGGCUACUCCGUUCCACCAAGCCGGGACUAUCCCUUACAUUUCUUUGAAAGAGAUGCAAAAGAUGCUGUGGAUCUGAUGCAGGCACUUAACUUCAAGAAAUUUUCUUUGUUAGGAUGGAGUGAUGGUGGUGUAACUGCUCUCAUUGGGGCAGGCACUUACCCAUCCCUCAUCAGAAAGCUUGUUGUUUGGGGAGCAAAUGCAUCUGUAACAGAAGAAGACUUAAAGCUUUAUAAUGCUAUAAAGGAUGUAUCAAACUGGAGUGAGAAGAUGAGAAAGCCUAUGGAGGAUCUUUAUGGAAAGGAGUAUUUUGCUGAUACAUUUAAAGCAUGGUGUGAGGCAAUGUGUAAGCUUGCCAGCAGAACUGAUGGUAAUAUUUGCCGACAUUUACUUCCUUUGAUCAAUUGCCCAACACUGAUUAUACAUGGGGAGAAAGAUCCAAUGGUCCCGUCCUUUCAUCCACAGUAUAUUCAUCAACAGAUCAAAGGUUCCAGACUUCAUCUGAUGUCAGAAGGGAAGCACAAUCUUCACUUACGAUAUGCAGAAGAAUUUAAUGGACUUGUAGAAGAUUUUCUUUGUGAAAAAUAGCUUUUUUCCCAUAUUACCUGUAAGAGCAAUCUACUUAAGUGCACCAAACGACUUCAUAUUUAACAAAAUAUGUUUUUGAAUUUUACUUUUUAUCAAUUCCAACUGAAUGCGAAAAUAAUCUGGAUGUAUGCAGAGGCUACAUGAAAAGCCUUCGGGUAUUGUCACAAUGUGUUUUAAUUCUACAUUUCCUCUGGAAAAUCACCUGGCACGGAACACUGUUAUCUCCCAAGAACACUAUAAAGUAUUAGUUAUGGCCAAACAACAGAUUGUUUUGUUUAUGUAGUGCCAGUGAUAUAAUGUAAAAUGUUAUGCUUAUUCAUAAAAGAGAAUCUUUAACCUUUAA